AUGGUUUUGGUGAAACUUAAGUACCUGGGAAUAUCUUGCGGAAUCUCCCUCGUCAAUGGUUCCAAAUUGGAAAUAACCUCUAUCGAUUUAAAUCGAGGAGUUGAGAUGGACGUGAGCUUCAACAACGUGGUGGAGAGCACGCGGCAGUACUUCCAGGGCGUGCCGACCCCCACCGGCCCCGGGCAGCCCGGCUACGGUUCGGCCCCGUUCUGGUAUCAACAGGGCCAGGGGGCCGCCGAGCACCACCAGCAGCCCUCCAGCAGGCUGCCUUCGCUGGCUCCGUUCUCGACGCUCAACUACCGCGGUAACACGGGGUCCAUCAGUUCCGUCAAGUCCACCGGCCAGGGCCAGGCCCAGGGGUCGUACGAUGUGGCUGCCACCGCGGCGGCGAGGUAUCCCAGUCCCAGCGGCUAUAGCAACUACUAUGGUCAUCAACAACAGCAGCAGCAGCAGCAACAGCAACAUCAACAGCUCCAGCAACACAUCCAACACCAGCAGUCGCAACAACAGCAGGCCCAACAACAGUCAGCGCAGAUCCACCAGCAUCAGCAGCAGUCUCACCAUCAUCAGCAGCAGCAACAGCAACAUCAACACCAACAUCAGCAACAGUCUCACCAACAUCAGCAGCAGCAACAUCAACAUCAGCAGCAGUCCCACCAGCAUCAGCAGCAGCAACAUCAACAUCAGCAACAGUCCCAACUGCAGCACCAUCAACAACAAUCUUCUGGUAAGGAUCACCAAUCCUCGCUGCACUCCCAUCAACAAAAUCAGCAAUCUUCCCUGCAUAUUACGCAACAGAGUUCCCAAAGUCAUCAGUCGCACCUUGUACAAAAGCAUCAAGCAUUGCAGAGUCACCAGCAAGCUCUGCAAAACCAUCAUUCGGCGAUACAGAGCCAUCAGCAGCAGUCAGGUCACCAGGGACACCAGCAGAGCUCGCACCAGUCCAUGCACAGCCAGCAGGGGCAGCAGCAGAUGAUUACCAACCACCACGGCCAGCAGCAGUCCAUCGCGCAGCACCAGGUCCCGCCCAACCACCAGACCCAUCAGCAAAGCUACCAGGACAACCAGCAGCAGAACAUCCAGUCCCAUUCCCAAAUGUUGCAAUUACAGAAUCAUAAGCAAGUGAUUCAGAAUCACAAGAUGCAGCUUCUGCAAAAUCAACAAGCGCUGCAUUCAUUGCAGCAGCAGAACCAUUCUUCAGGUCAGCACAGCAACAACAUGCAGCACCAGUACCCAGGCCACCAGCCCACCCACCAGAGCCACCACUCACACCAGAUGGCGAUGUCGAAGUACCAGAUGCAGAACCACCAGAGCCACCACAGCUCGCAGCAGAACCACCACCAACCUGUCAUCAACCAGCUGCAACCUAGUCAGCAGGUCCAGCAUCCCGCCCAGGGCAACCAGCCCCAGGUCGCAAGGCAGUCCCCCCUCGCUGUGAGUCACCAGCAGGCUGCCCAGAGCAACCAGUCCCAGGUAGCACGGCAGUCUCCUCUCGCGGUGAGUCAACAGCAUUUGACAAGGCAGUCUCCUCACCACCAAGGGUUGCCAAGCCACCACCAACAAACCAUCACAAGGCAGUCACCGCACAUAUCCUCUCACCAGCAGACCAUCACCCGCCAGUCACCGCACCACCAGAACUUACCGAGUCCAUCAGUGCUGCAGCAGCAGUCCCUUACGAGACAGUCUCCACUCGCCAGCCCUCCGGUGGUCGCCUUUGCAUCCCAACCGUCCAGUCACUCCAGCAGUCACCAACAGGGGUUGUUCUCGGCAACUGUUAGUGGCAGCCGGACGACACCUACCGGAAGCACUGCCAUUCCUGUGAUAAACCAGGUGAAGCGGGAGUCCCCCCUUGACUUAUCAGUGAAGACGAUAAGGCAGUCAGCAGAUUCAACAGCAGAUCCAGAGCAUGUCUUCUACACCUUUCAUAACGAGUUCAUGCGAGGGAAGGCGUCUGGUUCAGGGCAUGGCCAGCAGCUGCUGAGUGCCUCUAAGGUCGACUUCCAACCCUUCACUGUACCUGCAGAUGGCAAGAAGAGGAAGGAUUCGUCCUACUACACACUGCCAUCUGUCAACAGCUUCAGCAGGGCAUACGACAAGCUGUACCAGCAGCAGCCGACUCAACAGCAGUUGCAGAGAUCGGGAGGUCUCAAGGCAGAGGCCAGGUACAGCCAGAACUACCUCAAGAGGCCGCCGGAACCGGAAAAACAACAGGCCUCUCCGAAGGUGCCCAGGAUAGACACCUGGAAGCAGACGUUCGACCAGCAGAUAGAGAAGCGCUUCAACUCAUACCUGUCGUCGAUCGCUGUGAACGGUGAGAAGAAGACACCCUUCGCCACGCCCUCUUACCCGGAGCAGAAGCAGAACGGAGCUGACAAGAGGGUGCUCAGCAUCCUGAGGAACAGCCUCGAGACGAGGAACCAGCAGGUGAACCACCCCCAGCCCAAGCCCCUCCCUCCCGUCCCCAGGUACCUCGAGACCAGGCUACCUCCAUCAACUGUGAUGCGCCAGAACCUGCCUCCGUUCGGAGCGCUGAGUGGAGACAGGAACAGGCUGCAAGUGCCGCGGGCUGUGGAUUCAAUCCAGCGCUCAUCAAGCACCCAAGACGUCGUGGACAUCACAGACGAUGAUGAACCACCGCAGCAGGCGCCGUCAAAGGGUGAGCUGGACGGCCUCGCUGCGUUUUUGGCUGCCAGGAUUAGGACCAAGGCGGAGUUGAAGCAGCAGGUAACACCAAGCUCUAAAGAGAACAGCAGCAAAGCUCCUCCUACACCCUCAAACGCAAGCUGUAGCAGCGGGCACUCUUCUCCUAGGACGCCGGUCUUCUCGUCUAUGGAUAAUAAAGAUCUAGUCAAGAACUUUUCAAGCUCUGAAGGUAGUGCUACCGUAAAUAAAGGACUAUUGUGGAGCGUUAACGCUCACAGGCUCUCUAAAGAAAACAGCCUCCUCGCUUCGUUACCGAGAAGAAGGGCAUGCCCCGUCGCCGCCACUGCGGAGCACCGCAGCUCGUCUGAAACAUCAGUGUUUGAUUUCAGGGACUCGGAUUCCGAGGGCAGUGAUAUAGCGCUCACAGACCUCAGGCGAGCAAGUAUCUCUUCAUCUUCUCUCAUUCACGCUCCGCCUCCUCCGCCCGCCAACAUAUCGCCCGAAGAGGAAGAAGAUUUCAACAGAUGGAUAGCAUUGUGUGAGGAAUUAGUGAUACAGUUACAGCAAGGUGGUAAGAGUAUUCGAAAGAGAUUCAAACGGAGGCUAGACGAGAGUAUGUUCAUCAAAAAGGAGGAAGAAGGCGAUGAUUUGGAUAUUAAAAUCAAGAAAGAAUUUAUUUCUGACAAUAGUAGAGAGGGCGUGGCAGAAGAUGAUGAAGAAGCGUUACAGCCACGAGAAAGGCCACUGCUGAAUUGCAGAAAAAUUCGUCAACAAAGGAAGCCUGGGCCCCGGAAGAAAAAACUCAAAAAGUUUAUGGGAAAUUGGCAAAAUGAGGUAUGGCAGUACAAGAGGCCUAUUGGCCUGAUGAUGGCAGGGGAGAAGUGCUCUAAUUGGCCAAAAGCUCCCUCUUCGCUUCCGGAUCUGGAUCGUCUCAACGAUCCUCAUUCGCAGCCAAUCAUCAAAGUAGAAGUGGAGGAUAACAAAGCAGUCGCGAAGUCGCUCGGAGAAGAAAAAUCUUUCUUGGAUCGCCUUAUGCAGCGCUAUUCAGACAGGAGAAAAAAGGCUAAAAUAUAUGAACAAAAAGAUCCGCAGACUUCUUCUUCGGAACUCAGCUCUACGCCCAAGACUGAAGAAGUCAACCCGAAAACAGAAACAAUCGCUGGCUUUAGGGACGAUCUACCCGCCGAAGGUGACCUACCUCCGGAUAUCAAACCAAAGAUUAAAGAAACAAAACUUAAACAUAGAGAUUUCAAUGAGGAGAGACCGGCUUCCGCACCACCGCCUGGAGCUACCAAGUUCAUCAUCAGGAAGAGCAAUGCCAUCAGGAAUCCCACUUUCGUGAAGAAGAAAAAAGGUCUUAUACUGAAGAAAGGAGAUACACCCAGAUUGAUACCAGAAAAGAGGUUUAAGACGUUCAGGCGAAAAUUAAAAUCAUCUGGUUUUGACUAUAUUAGAAAGAAGAAAAAACAAGUCGUAAAGAAAGAAGGAGCUGAUCCUCCAAGGGAACGGAAGAAAAAAACAGCACCCAUGACUGAACAAGAAAUACAGGCAGAAAUCAAAGGUUGGGUUCUAAACAAAGGACUUGGUGAAACUUUACUUCACCGGGCAGCAAGAAUUGGCAAUGUUGAUGUGGUUUAUUACUGCCUGGAGAAACUGCAUCACAAUCCGGCACCGAGGGAUAACGCGGGCUACACGCCCCUUCACGUUGCCUGUUCUCGGGGGCACUUCCAGGUCGCCAACUUACUUCUGAAGUAUGGUGCGAACGUCAGUGAUAGCGCGCUUGGAGGUGUCAGACCUCUACACGAAGCUGCUGAGAACGGAUUUACGAAAAUAGUAAAACUACUGCUGGAACAUGGGGCUGAUCCUCAGCUUGCAACCUAUUCAGGGGCGACGGCAAUGGCGCUCGCUACGGACGAGGAAGCCAGGCUUCUCAUGGAAAUGCACAUAUCGAGUCAGGUUCCACUCCAGCCGAUAAUGGAUGACGAUCCAACCUGCAGCAGCCAGCCGAAGCAAGAGGUCGACGAUGACAGUGGUUUGGCCAGCUCAGACUUGGAAGGCUUUGAGAUAGAGGAGUCUUCGGUACCUCUUCCGAACCUCUAUCGCCUGGCGAACGAACCUCGCACCGACUCCUGGGUCCUGUUUCACGAGCUCUCUCCCCUGCUGAGGGUGAAGACGAAAGAAGCCCUCCUCAAGCAGCUCGGUCAGGACGCCAGGACAGUGCUAAGGGACAUGAAAACUUCAGAGUUUUACGAAAAGGCUCAUUGUCGAGCGAUCAAGAGCACUGCAGGACCUAAAACUCCGAAGGUGACUCUGGUGAAGUAUACAGAUACGGUCAAGUUCCUCCUCGGUGUCGAGACUACGGUCAUACCGCGGUGA
This is a messenger RNA of Nezara viridula (southern green stink bug), 5019 nucleotides long. Lineage: Eukaryota; Metazoa; Arthropoda; Insecta; Hemiptera; Pentatomidae. The record is from the annotation of a GenBank genome assembly.